CGGAGUGAAGAGAGUUGUUAUCGAAGAAGAGGGAGCAGAGACGGAGGCAGGAGCAGAGCUUGGGGGUGUGUGAGUGUGUUUGUGAGGUCCCCCCCCCAAAAAAAGGAGCACAACACGGCGUGAAUGAGAGAGGCAAGCUGGCGGAAUUCAACAUGGCAUCAGGCGAUACUCUGUACAUUGAGACAGACGGCUCGGAGAUGCCGGCCGAGAUCGUGGAGCUCCACGAGAUAGAGGUGGAAACGAUACCGGUGGAGACUAUCGAGACCACGGUGGUCGGCGGGGAUGACGACGACGACGACGGGCAGCCCAUGAUCGCGCUCCAGCCGCUGGUCACGGACGACCCCAACUCGAUCCACCACCACCACCACCACCACCACCAGGAGGUGAUCCUGGUGCAGACCCGGGAGGAGGUGGUCGGUGGGGAUGACUCGGACCUACACACGGACGGCGGCAGCGGGUUCGAGGACCAGAUCCUCAUCCCGGUACCGGCUCCCGGGGUGGAGGACGAGUACAUCGAACAGACUUUGGUGACUGUGGCUGGGAAAAGCUCUGUGGGUCGGGUGAAGCGGGGAGGCGGCGCCGGUGGCAAGAAAGCGGGCAAAAAGAGCUAUUUAAGCGGCGCGGAGGCUGGCGGAAGAAAAUGGGAACAGAAGCAGGUGCAAAUAAAGACACUGGAGGGGGAAUUCUCUGUUACAAUGUGGGCUUCGGAUGAUAAUAAAGACAUUGACCAUGAGUCAGUGGUGGAGGAGCAGAUCGUCGGGGAGAACUCUCCUCCGGAUUACUCCGAAUACAUGACAGGAAAGAAGCUUCCCCCUGGUGGCAUCCCAGGGAUCGACCUCUCAGACCCAAAACAGCUGGCUGAGUUUGCCAGGAUGAAGCCCAGGAAAGUCAAAGAGGACGAUGCUCCCCGGACGAUAGCCUGCCCUCAUAAAGGCUGCACAAAGAUGUUCAGGGAUAACUCGGCCAUGAGGAAGCAUCUCCACACCCACGGCCCCCGCGUGCACGUCUGCGCCGAGUGCGGCAAGGCGUUCGUCGAGAGCUCCAAACUCAAACGUCACCAACUUGUUCACACGGGGGAGAAACCCUUCCAGUGUACCUUCGAAGGCUGCGGGAAACGGUUUUCUCUGGACUUCAACCUGCGCACACACGUGCGGAUCCACACUGGAGACCGGCCCUACGUCUGCCCCUUCGACGGCUGCAAUAAGAAGUUCGCGCAGUCGACCAACCUAAAGUCCCACAUCCUCACACACGCCAAAGCCAAAAACAACCAAUGAGAGCCCAUCAUCCACCAGCGUCGAGCUGCCGAUCGGAGGAAAGAAGAAAGCAGCGUCCCGGCGGCACAUGUGGAAAAACCUUCUUCAAAGACGGAAUGAAAAGCUUGAGACUUAAACGAUUUAUAUGAAAAAAAAUCUGAUGGAUUUAAAAAACAAAACAACAACUUAAAAACACUGAAAUUCAGCUAGUUGUCCUGCGUCCCCCCUCUCUUCUGCUGUCAUAAUGGAUGAGGAACACACUGAUUACUCCCCGAAGCUCCCUUUGUUUCUCCAGUGGCAGUCGGCUGCCAGAAGAUGGAACUCAUGGACAAACAUCAGAGACUUAUUUUUACCAGAGUGAGGAGAGAAGCAGCAAUCUAUUAGUAUUUUUAUUUUCUCACAUAGCUUUUAUUUACCUCAAGUGUGCAUAUUGUACACUUGACUCAGGCUAUGUUUAGUACAAUGGUGAGUUUAUUGUUUUUUGUUUUUUGUUUUUUUUUCCUCCUGCAUUAUGAGAUCGUACCUAAAAGGCGUCCAGGCCUUGUGUGACCUGUUUCACAUGUAUGAGAAGUUUAAAAAAAAAAAAAACAACAAAAAAAACCAGCUGUAUGUUUGCAUUUCCAUACCUUUGGUUGUAUUUUUCUCUAACCACAAAAUAACCUUGUAUACUUGUAUUGUAUGGCUGUAUUGAAAUUACGUAGACAUAGAUAGAGGUGUGAUUUAAAGUGUUAACCAAUUAAACUUUUAGUCAUGAGUUGCUUUAUAUUUUCUAUGAACUGUCUUUACACAGACGACUGAGUAAUAUAAACUCAUUCAGAGCGCGUCUCAGUCGAAGUAUCUGGAUGCGCACAUUGGAUUUGACUGCGAGACCAUCACUUUCUUUGUUAGAAUGUAAUGUACAGACGUCAACCAUUAACUUCCUUUGUUGAUAUUUACACACAUGUAUCUCAACUGCCCACAAUAAACUGGGUCAUUCCAACCCUGU
Molecule: messenger RNA, 2238 nt
Organism: Acanthopagrus latus (yellowfin seabream)
Lineage: Eukaryota; Metazoa; Chordata; Actinopteri; Spariformes; Sparidae
Gene: yy1b
Product: YY1 transcription factor b
Exons: 5
Coding region: 153-1274 (373 amino acids)
Biological process (GO): regulation of transcription by RNA polymerase II
Cellular component (GO): PcG protein complex; transcription regulator complex
Molecular function (GO): DNA-binding transcription factor activity, RNA polymerase II-specific; RNA polymerase II cis-regulatory region sequence-specific DNA binding
Source: RefSeq, a predicted model, not a curated record